AUGAGCAGAUCACCGAGGGACACAGACGAAAAACAGAAUCUGCCUUACGCCAAACGAAAAGAUGAAGAAAAAAAAACAGUCACCAGGAUAAACGCCCUCCUCUGCUACCUCACCUUAUUUGUGUACACCUGCUUUAUAAACAUCCCAUGUGUGUAUCCCCUAAACGUUGGCGACUCUUUUUUCGCGUUUUACUUUACCCUGCAAGGGGUUGGAAGUUUGGUUCUGGGGGUGCUGGCAGACGUGUAUGGACGUGCAAAAUGUCUGAAGGUUUGUUUCACCAUUUUGAUUGUCUCUUCUGUGUUGAUGCUCUUCUCAGCCCCCCCCUCUGUGUUCUCAUUCGAAGGUAAAGUUAAGGAUGGAAUUUCCUCCCUUAACGAAAUGGGCAUCACCACAACGUUGCUGCAUCAGUUAGGAAGCUUCCAUUCGAGAGGCUCCCCACAUCGCCACGCCACCCAAACGAAUAAACUCGCACAAGAACCACCAGGGAGGAACACCCGGGGAUAUUCUUUUCUCCUUCAACAGGGGGUCUCAGAUGAAGGGACAAAUGUGCAGACCACGAAAAGGGAAAAGGAAAAAAAAAUUCACCAGCAGGUUAAGCCAAAUAGUUAUUCCUACGAACAAUUAAAAAAUGGCGAAAUAAAAAGGGUAAGGAAAAACCAUUUGAAGAGGGGAGCCUAUCUGUUUGAAGUUUCCACUCGGGGAGGAGCCACUGCAGAUUUGUGCAGCUACCCGAGUGGUGCUUCCCCUCAAGGUGACCAUGAGGAGAGCCCAUCGGUUAUUCACCAGAGCGACGCAGCGGAGGUGUCCCUUCAUCGGGGCGUCCUCAACUAUGGUAAGUCCCCUUCUAGUAAAGUGAGCAACUCGGAUGAGCGGCCCCACCUAGGCAGUAUGAGCAGCCGGUCAGACAAACGUGGAAGCGAUAAACGUAGCCGCACCAAACGCAGCCGCUCCAAACGUGUACGACGAGCGAAUGGCGGGGACCCCCCUUCUGAGGAUACCCCCGCGGGUGCCAGCCAAAAGGGCAGCAAAACGGGGGGGGAAAAAAGGAGACAGAAAUUUUACCCAAGUGGAAGUCCCCCCCAUGGCGCUAUUAACGGAGGAACCAACGAGGAGGACUACUCCCCCGUUGAUCGAAAGAGGCAGAUAUGCACACAGGGAAGGUCAAAUUUUACAAAUGAGUUAGAGUAUGGCGGUAUAGCGAACAAAGGAAGUGACGUGUGGGGGGGAACCCCCCAUGAAGAGUGCGCGUCCUCCGCUUGGGGAACCCUCUUCUAUGUGUUAACCCUCCUGUGCGGCUUCCUCACCAAGGGGGCAUCCAACAUCCUCUGCAUUAUCAUCACGGAGAGUGUAAAAGAGAGCCACAGGGCAAAGGCGGCGUGUGCCAUCUUUUCAGUAGAACACCUCUCGAUGGUUACCAUCCGGUUGGUCAUCCGUCUGAGCGAGCUUUCCAACGUGCACGCUCUUUACAAGGCAAACAUAUUUUGCUUUACCGUGUUAAGUGUGGCCUCUCUGAAGGCGGUGAAUCUCCUCGUGGAGGCCCUCCAAAGGGAUGUAUGCUUUGAGCAAAGAUGCUACGUAAACGAGGUGUGCGCUGAGUGUGUAGAGCAGGAAGAAGACAAAGGGGGAAAUUUAGGAGGCCUCCAAAAUGACCAUUUCGAUGGAAUAAACCCCCCCUUUGAAGGAAUCAACAUUUGCACUUCUCCCAUGUGGAGGGAUUCCCCACGUGCAGCUAACCAUUUUGCGAAUGAACGUAGUGCCCAUAAUAAGUUACCCCCUGGUGAGAAGCACCCCUUUCGCGUUGAAGUUGCCAGCGGGGGAGGAACCCAUUGGGGAAAUGGGCUAGGCAGCUCUACAGCGACGAGCCAACCGGAUUUCUCCCAACAAAAGGGGAAUCCCCAAUUGGGAAAAAACAAAAUCGAAUACGCUGAUCUGUUCAAAGGGCAAGUAGUAAAAAGUGAUGAAGCAAAAGUUACUCUUUUAAAAAAGUUACACACAAAUAAAGCAUUUUGGAAAUUUAAAGAAAACUUAAAAAGAAGAAAAAAAUGGGAAGUGUAUCAUACGUGGGUAUGGUACCACUUGAAAGCUCACAAGUAUGUCACCCUGGCAGUAAUUGGACUGACCUUCCUCCUCCAUUUUUUGCAAAUAAAUUUUUUCCUAGCUGGGGAUAUAUCCAUUACCAAUAUGCGGAGUGAGUCCCUCUUUCGCAUAUUUAAUAAUCUCUCCCUUUUGGCAAAUUCAUUCGUUUUGUUUUUUUCCUUUUUUUUAUUUUAUCACAUAAAUAACGUGGUGAUGAGAAUGCUAAAUUUUUUUGCACACGUGGUGAUCAUAUUCGUUUCGUUUUCGCUCCUCCUGUUUGUUCCUUCCCCGUGGGAGGAUGAAUUUGCUCUGCUUGGCAGUUCGUACACUUCCUACCCUUCCUCCAUUUUGUACGUUUGGUACGCUUUCAUUUUUAAUUCCUUCCUCCUUUUCAGACGCGUGUGUUUGUUUUUUUUUUCCAUAAAUUGCGUGCACACGGCGUGUAGAGCUUCCCUCCUUGGCCUCUUCACCUGUUUGGGCCAUUUGGCCGCCCCCUCCUACGUGGCGACGCUGCACACGUUUCGCUUGUUGGCCUCCCCCCAGUGGAUUGUUCCUUUUAAUUUAUGUUGUGCAUGUUUUGUUUGUUUUUUUUCUCUCAUCAUAAUUGUGGCAUUCAUUCCGCACGUCAGCUGCUCCUCCGUUGAUUUCCGCCUACUUGACCGGGCACACUUGGACCACUUUUUGCUUCACCUGUGUUGCGGGCAAUCCUUUUCGCCCCAUUUUUUUGGAGCAGCUCUUUUGCCAGCGGGGUGGCCCCCUCCCCCCGGUUAA
Plasmodium vivax (malaria parasite P. vivax) is the source of this 2847-nucleotide messenger RNA. RefSeq lists its product as hypothetical. The record is from RefSeq and is a predicted model, not a curated record. The coding region runs from base 1 to 2847 and encodes 948 amino acids. Lineage: Eukaryota; Apicomplexa; Aconoidasida; Haemosporida; Plasmodiidae. The transcript has a single exon.